AUGUUGAUUUAUGAAUUAUUAAAACAAAUUUUUAUAUCACGUAACAAUAACAAAGUUAAUGAUUUAACGUUAGCUCAAUUAGAAUUAUUUUUAAAACAAGGAAAUCCUAUAUACAUUCAUACAAUACUUAGAGAAAACGACACAAAUGUGAUAUCAAUCGAAGUUUUUUCAAUACAUUUAAUGUCACUGAAAGAAAACAUACAAACGUUGCCCAACAUCUUUCUUAAAAAUGCUUUAAACUCUUAUUUAUAUUUUUCACAAUUUAAUGCAUGGUUGCUAUCAAAAAGUAUUCCAGCUAACAUAGUUUAUAAUAGUAGAAUUUCAUUACAAAAAACAUUAUCUGAAGAUAUUAAAGAUUGUACAAUUGGAAAAAAGUAUUUUCCUUUGACUGUUGUUGAUGGUGAUGUUAUUAAAAUAUCUGUUAAAUAUUUGAAAGGAAAUUUUCCUACUGAAUUUAAAAGCAGUUACCCAAUUCCAGAAGAGAUAUAUUUUAAUUCUUUAGGUCCUGAAAAAUCUAUUGCACUUUUUGAAGAAUUUAAUAAAAGAGGAAUAUAUCCUAAUAAAAUACCAAUAUUUACACAUUUACUUAUAUAUUUUAAUAACUCUGUCAAACACGGAAAGAUAAUACAAAUGUUAUUAUUUCAACAAAAAAAGAAUAAUAAUGUCGUUGAAUUCAGAAAAUGUAAUGAUAAAAACAUAAUAAAAAAAUACAAAACACAUAUACUUAAUAUAGAUUUAACAACAAAACAUAAAUAUAUUUAA
This is a messenger RNA of Strongyloides ratti, 762 nucleotides long. RefSeq lists its product as hypothetical. The record is from RefSeq and is a predicted model, not a curated record. Bases 1 to 762 code for a protein of 253 amino acids. The transcript is spliced from 3 exons. NCBI's taxonomy places the organism in Eukaryota, Metazoa, Nematoda, Chromadorea, Rhabditida, Strongyloididae.